AUGCUUGUCCCCAUGCUACAAAAACUGAACGACGAACAAAAACAUUACGCUAAAAUAGAGAUCCUAAAUGUAAUGAAAUAUACCAGGAAUUACUAUGCUCUGCCAGUUGUUCACUAUCCUGACAUGAUCCGUAGAGCUAGUUACCAACCGCCUACAAACCAUUUCGCAGCCACCAGAACAUUCACAAACCGUUUCGCAGCCAUCAAGACAUCCACAAACCACCGUUUCGCAGAAUUCAGAAUGUUCUAUGAGGAGUUACUAUUCGCAAUUUUCAGAUUGUUUACUAUCUCCCAUGGCAGGUUGCUCCUCAUGUGA
Molecule: messenger RNA, 315 nt
Organism: Acanthoscelides obtectus
Lineage: Eukaryota; Metazoa; Arthropoda; Insecta; Coleoptera; Chrysomelidae
Source: the annotation of a GenBank genome assembly